AUGGAGGUGCUGAACGAGGCGGAACGAAGCGCCAUCGGCGCAGCAGACGCUGUGAAGGAACUAUUGGACGCUCUGAGAGGCCAUCUCAAAGAGGUGACUAGCAACACAGUGGCGCACGUGGAGGUGGAGAGAGAUGCUGCCUCGCGGCUGCAGGGUGCAGGGGGUGGGCAUGCAUGGGGUGGACAUGCAUGGGUGAGCAUGCAUGGGGUUGGCAUGCAUGGGGUGAGCAUGCAUGGGGUGGGCAUGCAUGGGGUGGGCAUUCAUGGGCUGGGCAUGCUUGGAGGGUUGCACCCACCAUAG
Messenger RNA from Closterium sp. Naga37s-1, 300 nucleotides. NCBI's taxonomy places the organism in Eukaryota, Viridiplantae, Streptophyta, Zygnematophyceae, Desmidiales, Closteriaceae. The record is from the annotation of a GenBank genome assembly.